GACCGAAGGUGGAAGGUGACCUCAAAGGGCCAAAGGUAGACAUUGAAGCUCCUGAUAUUGACAUUGAAGGCCCUGAAGGAAAAAUCAAGGGUCCUGGAUUCAAGAUGCCAACCAUUUCUGGACCAAAUAUCAAAAUGCCAAGUAUGGAUUUUAAUCUGAAAGGACCGAAGGUGGAAGGUGACCUCAAAGGGCCAAAGGUAGACAUUGAAGCUCCUGAUAUGAACAUUGAGGGCCCUGAAGGAAAAAUCAAGGGUCCCGGAUUCAAGAUGCCAACCAUUUCUGGACCCAACAUCAAAAUGCCCAAAUUUGGUUUGAAAGGUCCUAAAGUUGAAGGCCCAGAUGUAGAUGUGAAUCUACCCAAAGGCGAUAUUGAUAUCAAAGGGCCAAAGAUAGACAUUGACACACCUGAUAUUGACAUUGAAGGCCCUGAAAGAAAAAUCAAGGGUCCUGGAUUCAAGAUGCCAACCAUUUCUGGACCCAAUAUCAAAAUGCCAAGUAUGGAUUUUAAUCUGAAAGGACCGAAGGUGGAAGGUGACCUCAAAGGGCCAAAGGUAGACAUUGAAGCUCCUGAUAUGAACAUUGAGGGCCCUGAAGGAAAGAUCAAGGGUCCCGGAUUCAAGAUGCCAACCAUUUCUGGACCCAAUAUCAAAAUGCCAAGUAUGGAUUUUAAUCUGAAAGGACCGAAGGUGGAAGGUGACCUCAAAGGGCCAAAGGUAGACAUUGAAGCUCCUGAUAUGAAUAUUGAUUUGAGGGCCCUGAAGGGAAAAUCAAGG
Molecule: messenger RNA, 773 nt
Organism: Polyodon spathula (Mississippi paddlefish)
Lineage: Eukaryota; Metazoa; Chordata; Actinopteri; Acipenseriformes; Polyodontidae
Product: neuroblast differentiation-associated protein AHNAK-like
Exons: 2
Biological process (GO): regulation of RNA splicing
Cellular component (GO): nucleus; cytoplasm; costamere
Source: RefSeq, a predicted model, not a curated record